AAAAAAAAUCUGAUUGUGUCAGGCGUAAAAGCGUCUAUUGAAGAAGCGCAAACUCGAAGUAAAAUUUUCUUGUAGGCGUUCGCGGAUGUCGGAACCACUGUCAUUCGGCCACGGGCCAAAAAGAGAUGUAUAUGUUGUAGUCAAUCGAUCUAUUUCAAAAAAUUUCACUAUAUUUAUUGUUAUAGCUCGAUAAUACAGUGUCACAGAAAAUCGCCGAGAUGGGUUCUUUGUUUAGAAGUGCUGAAAUGACUUUGUGUCAACUAUUUUUACAAAGCGAGGCAGCUUAUGCUUGUGUAUCCGAACUUGGAGAACUUGGAUUGGUACAAUUCAGAGAUCUAAAUCCGGAUGUGAAUGCUUUUCAAAGGAAGUUUGUUAAUGAAGUACGUCGUUGUGAUGAAAUGGAAAGAAAACUUCGUUAUUUGGAAAAAGAAAUUAAAAAAGAUGGUAUUCCUAUGUUGGAUACUGGUGAAAAUCCCGAAGCGCCACAACCCCGUGAAAUGAUCGAUUUGGAGGCGACAUUUGAAAAACUGGAAAACGAACUUCGGGAGGUGAAUCAAAACGCCGAGGCUCUCAAAAGGAAUUUCUUGGAACUUACUGAAUUGAAGCAGAUUUUACGUAAAACGCAAGUGUUUUUCGAUGAAGAUUGUCAGGAUCAACAUUUUACAAAUUCGAAUUCUACUGCCGAUAUGCAGAUUGAGAAUCAAACGAGGACUAAUAAUCGCGAACAGCAUUUCAUUUUUUUCUUCGUCGCUGGUGUGAUAUUGAGAGAAAGAAUACCAGCUUUCGAAAGAAUGUUGUGGAGAGCUUGCAGAGGGAACGUAUUUCUAAGGCAAGCCGAAAUCGAGACUCCUUUGGAAGAUCCUUCAAGUGGAGAUAAAGUAUAUAAAUCGGUGUUCAUAAUAUUCUUCCAAGGAGAUCAGCUCAAAACUAGAGUGAAAAAAAUUUGCGAAGGAUUUCGCGCAACUCUUUAUCCAUGUCCCGAAGCACCGGCUGAUCGUCGAGAAAUGGCAAUGGGAGUGAUGACGAGAAUCGAGGACCUCAACACCGUUUUAGGUCAAACUCAAGAUCACCGUCACAGGGUGCUGGUAGCGGCUGCCAAAAAUAUUAAAAAUUGGUUCGUUAAAGUUAGAAAAAUCAAAGCCAUUUACCAUACGUUGAAUUUAUUUAAUUUAGACGUCACGCAAAAAUGUCUAAUUGCAGAAUGUUGGGUGCCGGUGCUCGAUUUGGAAAAUAUACAACUAGCCUUGAGGCGAGGAACGGAACGUAGUGGUAGCUCGGUCCCCCCGAUUUUGAAUCGCAUGGACACUAUCGAAGACCCGCCGACAUACAACCACACCAACAAAUUCACUAGCGGUUUCCAAACCCUAAUAGACGCCUACGGUAUCGCCUCCUACAGAGAAAUGAACCCGGCUCCGUACACCAUCAUAACUUUCCCGUUUCUAUUUGCCGUAAUGUUCGGCGAUUUGGGUCACGGUCUUUUGAUGACCAUCUUCGGAGCUUGGAUGGUACUCAAGGAGAAACCUCUGGCGGCUAAAAAAUCCGAUAACGAAAUUUGGAACAUAUUCUUCGGGGGUCGGUAUAUAAUCCUCCUCAUGGGUUGUUUCUCGGUUUAUACCGGUCUGAUUUACAACGACGUUUUCGCCAAAUCCCUCAAUAUAUUCGGUUCCAGUUGGGUUAUUCGCAAUAGGACCCAUUAUUUCGACCACAAAGAAUACAUUCUGGACCCGAAGACUAGCGAGAAUUACAUCGGUACCCCUUACCCCAUAGGGAUGGAUCCCGUUUGGCAAUUGGCGAAAAAUAAGAUAAUUUUUCAAAAUUCCUUUAAAAUGAAGAUUUCCAUUAUAUUAGGUAUACUGCACAUGUUGUUCGGUGUCGUUAUGAGUCUAUUGAAUCACCUAUAUUUCAAGGAUAAACUGAGUAUUUUGGCCGAAUUCAUACCGCAAAUUAUUUUUCUCGUUUUCCUGUUUUUCUACAUGGUAAUUUUGAUGUUCAUCAAAUGGUUCAUGUAUUUCGCUAACGUCGAAGAAAAGGAUUUCGUCUACGGUACUAGAUGCGCCCCCAACGUUCUCAUAACAUUCAUCAACAUGGUACUCCAAAAAGAGAGCCCCUACGACCCUAACUGUGGAACUUACAACAUGUUUGCCGGUCAACUGGGUUUACAAAAAUUUUUGUUCGUUUGCGCCAUCAUUUGCAUACCUUGGAUGUUACUAUCUAAACCCAUAGUGAUAAUGAGAGCCCGUAAACGUGCCCAACAGUAUUCGAUCCACUCUGCUACGGAAAACGGAGACGCCGAACAACCCAUGCAGAAUAAUACCUCGUCUACGUUAGUCGGGGGACACGGGGAACACGACGAGGAACCCAUUGGGGAAAUUUUCAUCCAUCAAGGUAUCCAUACCAUCGAAUACGUGCUGGGAUCCGUUUCUCAUACCGCUUCGUAUCUUCGGCUUUGGGCAUUGUCACUAGCCCAUUCGCAGCUUUCAGAGGUGUUAUGGAGCAUGGUAUUGAGUAAAGGUUUAAAGGUUGACGAUUGGUUUGGAGGGGUAGCUUUGUUUAUGAUCUUCGCUUUUUGGGCGGUGCUCACGGUCUCUAUUUUAGUCCUGAUGGAAGGACUGUCGGCUUUUUUGCAUACUCUACGUUUGCAUUGGGUGGAAUUUCAGAGCAAAUUCUACAAAGGAACCGGUUAUGGUUUCCAACCGUUUUCAUUCGAACUCCUAUUAGAUCCAGCUUCGCAAACAAAAGAAGAAAUUUAAAUAAAAUAAAAAACAAAGUCUCUCUUGCUAGGUUCCAUUAUUGUGGUGGGUACUUAAAUAUUUUCCGAAACUUAUUCGCAAUUCAACUAUAAUUAUAUUGGCUUUAAAAUAAUUAAAGAAAUAGUAGAAAAAAAUGUCAUUUUCGUAUAUUCCCGCUUAUGAUAUUUAAUCGCAUUUAAAAAAUAAUUUUUGUACAACUGUGUAUACCGAAGAUACGAGGGUUUCACAAAAUUUAAAAUUACGGAUUGUUUUUUUUUUAAUAAGUAAUUGGUUAUUCAGUUUGUCGUUUUUUUGUGAAUUCCUGUAUAUGUAAAUUCGGACCACUACGAGGGUAAUAAGUAAAAUUCAGUUGUUUGCUAACUGAAUCUUUGUAGAUGUAAAAACAUACCAAUAACAGUAUCAGCAAGGUUAUCUACUCAGAAAGUUACGAGUGUUGAAUAAUUUGCGGCUUUAUUUGGUAAAAUGAGCGCAAAAAUCGCACCAUUACGAGGGUUAUCCAGAAAGCAAAAUGUGAAGUUGUGUUGUUCGCUACAUGACCCCUUGUAGAUGUAAAAAUAAACCAAUAAUAGUAUCAGCAAGGUUAACUUUGCAGAAAAUAACGAGUGGUGAAUAGUGUGGGGCUUUAUUUGGUAAAAUUGGCGCAUAAAUCGCACCAUUACGAAAGUUAUCCACCAAGUAAAAAGUGUUUUUUGCUACAUGAAUCCUUGUAGAUGUAAAAACAUAAGAAUCAUCACGUCAUGAAGGUUAUUUAUUCAGAAAAUCACUGGCGUUGAAUAGUUUGUCGCUUUAUUAAGUAAAAAUCGCAGUAAUACAAGGGUGAUUCAAAAAAAUGUUUUGCAUUAAAAAUUAGUGAAGAAAAAAUAUUAUGUACAUUUUGGGGGUAAUUUUGACAAUAUUUCUACUUAAUCAUCACUUAAAUCGAGGUAGUUAUCAAAAUUUAGUUAGAUAAUCGUAAAUUUCUCAUCAAAAAUUCUUGAGUGUAUUUAAAUAAAUAAUUUCCGCCCUAUUACUUUUAUAACAAAAUCUCUUGAAAAUUUGCUAGAUAUUCAUUGAUUUAUUAUUGAUACAAAAAUUAGUAACAUUCAAAUCCAUACUAGUGAUAAAUUUUCUGUUGAACUUUCUAAAGUUUCCAAUCGCCCAUAAUAACAAAUUAGCUUAGAUUUGUCUCAAAAUUGUAAAAAUAUUGAGUUAAAUCAGUACAAUUUUCACAAAUUUUAAAUUAAUAAGUAGAAAAAGUAUCCCAGAUUUAAUAAACUAAGUACGACCAUGCAUUGUUUACACUUACCUUUAAAAUGUUAUAUUCCUAAUUAAAUAUUGUUUAUAGCACAAAGAAGGUUGAAAACACAUUAACAUAUAAAUAGAACACACAAAAUAAAAAACUUUUUAUAUUCCAAAUAAACACUAAAAUCACGAUAUAAAACACUAACAACUAUAACCUCGCGCAUCUUUACAUUAUGGCGGAAUUGUUGCAUUGAUCAUGUGGCAUCUCCGGCGAUGUUCAUAGUUGGUUGUGGUUUGAGAGUAACGCGGUGUUGCCAGAUUUUUUUUAACGAAUUUUCUUCAAGUGAUUGUAAAAUGAAAUUUCUAAGGACAAUGACGUUCUUAUUUUAUUUUUUUUAUUGAAUGCUUUAUAAAAAAUAAAAUUUUUAGAUAAAAUUAUUUCUUGGACAUUUUUUUAAAUAAAUAGUCUUGAUUUUGGAUCGUUUUUGAAAGAAAACUAUUUUUUAAAACAGUUAAAAAUCGACCUAUUUAGUCUUUACUAAAAUAUAUUUUACCUGUUUUAAAAUCUAAUUUUCAUUAAGAGACCUAAAAUCCAGACCAACAAAAAAAUGAUGUUUUAUAUAAAAUUUCACCCCAAAAUAUCUCAAAUUAAAAUCUUUCAUAUUGAAGGAACUGUUUCAAUUCUGGCAACGCCGUUGUAAGAAUUCCAAGAUGGUACCGAUGACCGUGCAAGUACAAAACAACUUUCGUACAAAUUUAUUGUUUGACAAUAAUUACCUUCGAAUUCAGUUUUAUUUUCAUUCACCGUGUAAUAAAUUUGAUUUACCAAAUACUACAGUUGUACAAAAGUUUCGUUCUCUUUCAGAAUUAGAUUGAUAGUAAGUAGUACAUUUGAACUACUAGUAGAUCAAAUGUAGUUGUUUCUAUAUAUUGCACUUGUCAUUAGUAAACUUUAUGCUAAACGUGUAUUUUAUUGCUGGUAUUGGGACAAGUACAUGAUUUUUCGAAAUUUGCAUGUAGUAGUAUUGAAAUUAAUUGAAUUGUAUACUCAAAACUUGCUCUAUUGCAUUUUUUUUUUAAUAUUUAAACAAAUUAUUUAAUAUAAAUAACAAAACAUUGUUCCUCGGGUUAUUUUUUAUAUUUUUUUAGUAUUACGUCAUUAAAUUUACAAAUUAUUCAAUAAACAAUUUUUUGAUUAUUUAAUAUUAUAACGUUUCUCCUUUUUAUCUAGUAAUUUUGUGUAUAUUAAAUACAAUAAAGGCUUCAAUUCAAGAAAAACAAA
This is a messenger RNA of Diorhabda carinulata, 5253 nucleotides long. RefSeq names its product V-type proton ATPase 116 kDa subunit a 1 (gene Vha100-1). Gene Ontology annotation, biological process: vacuolar acidification; proton transmembrane transport. Lineage: Eukaryota; Metazoa; Arthropoda; Insecta; Coleoptera; Chrysomelidae. The transcript has 14 exons. Gene Ontology annotation, molecular function: proton-transporting ATPase activity, rotational mechanism; ATPase binding. Gene Ontology annotation, cellular component: plasma membrane; vacuolar proton-transporting V-type ATPase complex; vacuolar proton-transporting V-type ATPase, V0 domain. The record is from RefSeq and is a predicted model, not a curated record. Bases 219 to 2750 code for a protein of 843 amino acids.